AUGGCUGAGAAACAGAGUUUACCAGUGGUCCUCUCUAUGGGUGCUUAUCCAUUCACCUUUCUCGAGUGGUUGAGUAUCAUAGCAAUCAUGCUCCUUUGUGCACCUAUCAUUUUGACUGGUAUGGCGCUAUGCUGGGUGGUUCAGAAGCUUCAGGGCCCGAUUUUCAAUAUGGGCUAUCCUUAUAACCUCAAGCCAGUGAGAGCUUCUCGCGAGGAGUAUGCUGUUGUUACUGGUGCAUCCAAGGGUAUGGGCCGUCAGUUUGCCAUGAAGUUGGCGAAAGCAGGGUGGAGUCUUGUGAUUGCCGCUCGUAACGAGAAGUUGUUAAACGAGUUGAAAGAUACUUUGGUGAAGACUUACGGUCCGAGUUGCAAGGUUGCCGUUGUUCCGUGCGAUUUGUCCU
Perkinsus marinus ATCC 50983 is the source of this 400-nucleotide messenger RNA. Its product is annotated as steroid dehydrogenase, putative. Gene Ontology annotation, cellular component: membrane. The transcript has a single exon. NCBI's taxonomy places the organism in Eukaryota, Perkinsozoa, Perkinsida, Perkinsidae. The record is from RefSeq and is a predicted model, not a curated record. The annotation marks the transcript as partial.